Molecule: messenger RNA, 852 nt
Organism: Notothenia coriiceps (black rockcod)
Lineage: Eukaryota; Metazoa; Chordata; Actinopteri; Perciformes; Nototheniidae
Gene: slc16a2
Product: solute carrier family 16 member 2
Exons: 4
Coding region: 1-852 (283 amino acids)
Biological process (GO): transmembrane transport
Molecular function (GO): thyroid hormone transmembrane transporter activity
Source: RefSeq, a predicted model, not a curated record
AUGGACUUUGAUCCUUUCUUGGUGAUCAAAAGGGAACAAGCCUGGGUCGGGGCCUUGGCCAUGGGCAUGAUCUUCUUCUGUUCACCUGUGGUCAGCAUGUUCACAGACCGCUUCGGCUGCAGGAAGACAGCCGUCAGUGGGGCAUUGGUGGCUUUUAUAGGGCUGCUAAGUACAUCCUUUGCAAACUCCCUGAGCCUUCGCUAUUUCACAUAUGGCAUACUGUUCGGCUGUGGCUCCUCCUUUGCCUUCCAGCCCUCAUUAGUCAUCCUCGGCCAUUACUUCCGCCAGCGCCUGGGUCUGGUCAAUGGCGUGGUGACGGCCGGUGCCAGCCUCUUCUCCAUGGGCCUCCCGGUUUUACUGAACAAGGUGGUGGAACCUCUGGGCCUCAGCAGGACCUUCCAGAUCCUCAGCCUCUUCAUGCUGGUCCAGGCCCUGCUGGCGUUGCUGUUCAAACCAUUACUGCCUGCUGGGGGAGGCAUGGGACCCCCAGGCAUGGGUCCUGGCUCUGGAAAACCCCAAACCCAGUCAAUGGCCACCGCUCAGGGGGGCAGCAGGUGGAGCAGGCUCCUCGGUGGGGUCAGGAAGUCAUUCAACCUGCGGGUGUUUCACAUCGUGACGUACCGAGUGUGGGCGUUUGGAGUAGCUACAGCUGUACUCGGCUACUUCGUGCCAUACGUCCAUCUGAUGAGUUUUGUGAAGCAGCAGUUCAAGGGAACCCAGAAGGAGUGGGUUCUCCUGGUCUGCAUAGGAGCUUCAUCUGGGGUGGGACGCCUUGCUUUCGGCAAGAUUGGAGACCUCCUUUCUGGUCUGCAAAAAAUCUACAUGCAGGUGAGGAAAUGUUUAGAGGCAUAA